GCUUGUACCGCUCUCUUUUACUAGUGGAAACGAUAGCACCCGUUGUGUGAGAGACGCAAUCACAACUCGCCAACCGAUUUUUCUCGGAUUUAAUUUUGUACUUUUUGAAAAAAGUUUAGAAAAAACGCACUCAGUUUGGAGUUAAUAACAAUCUACGUGGUAUGAAAGUGGAGCGGACGAUUCAAACUAAGUAAAAGAGGAGGUAACCGUGUCCGUUUGAUGGCUGCUGGGGAUGGAGCCCAGCUGCCUGCCACAGUAGCGGCCAGCCGGAGCGUGGAGAAGGCGCUCGAGGAGGCUGCCGCGAGCGGGGCUCUUAACUUGGCCAACCGAAAGCUGAAGGAGUUUCCCCGGAGCGCCAGGAACUACGACCUGUCCGACAUUACACAUGCAGAUCUGUCUAAGAACCGCCUGUGUGAGCUGCCGGAGGAGCUUUGUCAGUUCAUCUCUCUGGAGACGCUAAGCCUUUACCACAAUGGGAUGCGUUCACUGUCCCCCAGCCUGGGCAACCUCCAGGCCCUCACCUACCUCAACCUCAGUCGUAAUCUUCUGUCCAGUUUACCCCCGUCAGUGUUUGAGCUUCCCCUCCUGCGAGUGCUCAUAGUCAGCAACAACAAGCUGUGUUCCCUGCCUGCCUCCAUACACUCCCUCACACACCUCCGACAGCUGGAUGUCAGCUGUAAUGAGCUGCAGAGUUUGCCUGCAGAGCUCGGCCAGCUUGAGUGUCUGAGGGACUUAAACCUGCGGAGGAACCAGCUCACCACUCUGCCUCAAGAAAUAUCAGAGCUCCCCCUUGUCCGGCUCGAUGUGUCCUGCAAUCGUGUUUCCCACGUGCCCUUGUGCUACCGCCACCUCCGGCAUCUCCAGAGCAUCCUGCUUGACAACAACCCGCUGCAAAUGCCUCCCGCACAGAUCUGCUCCAAGGGCAAAUACCACAUCUUCAAGUACCUGAACAUGGAGGCCUGCAAGAGGAGCCAGGAGGAGCUGGAGAGACGCCUGCGGCCCACGGGCUUCAACAGCUGUCUGUCAGACCAGGAGCUGUUCACAGGUCAGUUUGGAGGGUUGGACUCUGGCUUCAACAGUGUGGACAGUGGCAGCAAGCGGUGGUCUGGGAAUGAGUCAGCAGAUGACUUCUCUGAGCGUUCUCUUCGCCUGGCUGAGGGCAGCAGAGAGCAGAGGAACCUGGAGGAGGAGGAUGAAUCUCCUCUGAAUGCUAACAAAGUGAAUGGCCAGGCUGAGCAUGUGGACCUGAUGGACAGCAGUGUGACAGAGGAAGAGGAGGACGAGAUGAGGAUGGACCGGCCCACAGCUGGUGUCCCAGCACCUCCUCUGGAGCAGAAGGAGAGUUGUUCACCAGCCCAAACCCAGGACUCCGCAGCAUGCAGGUCCAGCCUCCAUUUGGAGGUGGGACCCCCAUCAUCGUCCCCCUCCAGCCCCACCCUGGAGGAGCGGCGGCGGCCAGGCACGCUGUUCAUCUGGCAGGAGAGAGAGCGGCUGCAGCAGCAGCAGAGAGACAAGGCCAGUUUGCUGAAGUCCUCCGCCAAAGCAGGAAGUCAUGUGGCCACUACACCACAGACAGAAAGUAGCUCAGCUGGAACUUCUCCAGAGAACAGCAGCUCCCAGCCGGCCCUGCGGCAGCGAUGUGCUAGUGCUGAACAGAUGAGCGCAGUGUUUCCUUCAACUCUGGUGCAACGCUCCAGCAGCAGGACAGAUGAUCCGUCCUCCCCGAAGACAUCCCCUCCCCCUGGUCAGGCCCAGAGACCCAACAGUUUCCUGUUCCGCGCCUCGUCCCGCAGCAAUGUCAAAUCCACAGGGUCGGGCUUUACUCUCGGGGAGUCGGGCAGAAGUGAGUCUCGCACCAUGCUGCGUUCUACUAAAGACGAGAGAGCAGAUGUCACCCAGCUACGCAAAACUCUGGAGUCUCGGCUGAAGAUCUCUCUGCCGGAGGAUCUGGCCGAUGCCUUAUCCAAUGGCACAGUCCUCUGCCAGCUGGCCAAUCAGAUCCGACAACGCUCUGUGUCAAUCAUCCACAUUCCCUCCCCAGCAGUGCCAAAGCUGAGUCCGGCAAAGUGUCGACUCAACGUGGAAAACUUCAUCGCUGCUUGUCGUAAGCUGGGAGUCCCUGAGACGGACCUGUGUGUGUGCUCUGAUGUGCUUCUGUGUAAGCUGCCCGCUGUGCUGCGCUGUGUGACGGCACUGCUGGCUGCUGGGGGGGGGGAGACGGCCGAGAACCCGUUCCCCCGCCACUCCUCGUCGUCCUCGUUGCUGUCCACAGACUUCCUGCUCUUCUACUGCGCAGCCAUGGCCCUGCUCUACGCCCUCUACUGCUGUCUGCUCACCUAGAGGAGACACACAGACACACACACACACACACACACACACACACACACACACACAGAUGACCGGGAAAUGCCUUCACUCUGUAACAGCCAGCAUGUUUGGAGGAUGAGGUUGAGACAUGAAUGGACGGAGCAAAGGAACCACAGCCUCAGCUGAAUCCCAAUACUAUACCUUUCCUUCCUACCUUCUUUACAACAAUGAACACUGGUGGACACAGAGCAACAACAGUGUUCAUGCACCGCACACUUGUGUGUGUGUGUGUGUGUAGGUGGAGCAUUCAGACUGUGGCCCCCAGGGAACAGAUGAGGGCCCGAUCAUUGCUGACCAACAGCUGAAUACCUCACGGAGAAUGUCUAAUUUCGUCCAUUGUAAAAAGGACUAAACAUUGAGGGGGAACAUUGAGCACUUGAGGGGGUUAUGGUAUUGUUAGUAUGGACCUUUUUCACAGCAGACAUUUUGACUUGUCAUAGUAGGAAAAGCACAGCUGAAAUUGAUAACCUUAAUGAUGGCUCAAUUCCAUUAAGUGUCCCAGUCAGCAUGCACAAUACCAGGGCCUGCAGAAGCAGGCUGGCACCCUGUGCAUGGGAAACAUAGUUCAACCUAAAGCUGUGUCACUUGAUGCACUGUUGCAACAUGUGAAGUUGCAACAGAGCAGUGUUCUUUGUGGCUGAGCCCUCUCAUACACUCAGGGGUUCCAGCCAUUGAUCACAAGCUUUAUUGUUACGGUGUAACAAGGUGUAUUAUUCAGGGUUUCACUUUCACAGCUCUGGCCAUUAGUGUGACCUGUAAUGAUAACAGUCACUUGAUCACACAGUUUGGUCAAACGUAUGUGAAAGAGAAAAGGCGGCAGAGACCUAAAUCAUAAACCCAAAUCCUUCAUAUUCACUAGCUUCCUAACAUAAGAACAUAGUGUAUACUUUUCAGUGUAUAGUAUGGAAUUGGGAAACGGUGAGAAAUGUCAGGAGUUUACUUGAAUGCUGAUGUUACAGGUUCUAUCUAGAUAUCCUUAGAAAACUCUAAAUGGAUUGAUUGAUUUCUCUGCAUCACUCAGCCAGAAAGACUGUUUCUUCAGCUCAGCUCUUCCUCUGAGAAGUAUUGAAGUCAUACUCCCGCUGAGAGAGAAGCUGUUGAAGUAAGCUGAGACUGAACUGUGAAUGUGAUCUUUUAGCCUUGAGACAGAUGCACGUUAGUUUGUGGAUCCUGGGUGUUACAGAACCCAAUGAUGAUACAGUGCCUCUUACUGAACACUGACUGACCUUUUGCCCAUCAUGUCCAAACGGUACAAAACCCCUGCAGGAGGGGUGUGUGGAAAGUUUUUUUUUUUGUCGUCACUGUGUGUUGGAACAGCUUCAUGUUUGUAUAAAUGUAAACAGGCUAUUAAAUUAUGGCUUUUUUUUUUAUUAAUUCUGUUCUGUUUUUGGUUAUUUUUGUUUGAGGUGAAAUAGCAGAGGCGUCACUAAUUUGGGCUUGUUGCUAACUAAACACACAUUGGAAUGGAAUUAGAAGCUAAUAGUGAGAUUUUUGGGAUUCAAAGUGCAAAGAGCUACAAAUUCAGAUAAUGUAUAGAAGUUACUCUUACCAAAGCCUCAAACUACAUUUAACAGGGACACUAAAACUUUCAAUGUAACAUAUCAUAGGGAACAACAAAUAAUGUAAGAAUUACUGAAAUAGCAUUUUUAUAAGCUUCUUUCCCUGUAGAACAUCAGAGGUGAACCAUACAGAGAUUUUCCCCAUAUCAGCGAUUCAGAUCAAUAUUAAAUAAGUAAUUAUGAAAGAACUGACCACAUUAAUACAAAUGAAUUAAAUAAGAAAUUAUAAAACUUUCAUAAUGUCACUUUUUCAAUCCCUCUUUUAGGCAAAGUCGACAAGUGCUAGCAAAUGUAGCCAGCUUCUUCCUGUUAGCUAGAGCUACAACAGUGUCAAUGUCAUCGACAACUAGCUGUUGCUGCAAAUAAACCCACAGCAACUAACUCUCCUUGCAUUUAGCUGAACAGCUAAAUUGUUCCUUGUGAGCUAGGAAUAAUACUGUUAGAUAUCAAAGUGAAGACUCAGCAUUAGCUAGCUCCUGUGUGUUUGAGCGACCACAGAGGAAGACAGAGUUGUGUGUUUCUCUGAAAAACAUCCAAUCUAAACGCGUUACAGUUAGCUGCAGCUGACACCAGCUCUUCACUUUGAUGGCCAGUAAUAAUCCAAGCUGAUUUACCCACCUAGCCAGUUAGCAGGCUAGGUGGGUUAUCUCUAGUUUGUUUUUCAGCUUCUGAUUGCUUCAAAAUGACAUUAUCGUCAUUGUCUAGCUAACAGGCUAACUGUGGGAGCUUUUUUAAGAAGCAGGGAAAAUAAAAGUAUCCCUGGGAAAAAAAUGCCAAAUCAUAAAACUGACUUUUGAAAUAACGGUAUGCAAUGUAAUACAAUUUAAUUCAGUCCAUUCGCACGGUUUGUGCGUCUGGACAAAAUAGCCUAAUGAAACAUUUCAUAGUAAGGGUAGUAGUAAUAUUUUCUUAAAUCAAUUCACAAGCUAUUGCUUCACCUACAGCAGUAAACCCAAUCUUUAAGGCUAUUUCAAACAAUAUAUGAAUGCAAAUGUAUUUCAUAAUGUUUUAUUUAUUUUAAAUGAAACACUUUUGAAGCUGCAUCAUAGUUUUAUAACUUGAUUAACUUAUUUAAAAGGUGGACGGCACACUGGUAUUUCUGUCCAGUCCACAUGUCUGCUGUUGUCUCCAGGUCACAAUGUCCACUGUAAAGCCGUUCCCCCGCCCCGUCCCAGGUCUCACGUUUCUUAUCAGCCUGCUGUUAAUAUGAAAUGUUAUACCCUUUCAGUUGAAGAUGUAGAGUUAAUAAAUGAAACUAGAUAAGCAACAUUUCAUUCACAUAAUUUAAUAUGUUAGCGCCACACAAAUACAGUUGUAUUUUAUAUUUUAUACCCUUGUAUUAUUGAGAAUAAUGUUUGUUUAAAUAAAUAUAUAUGUAAAGUUUUUCUCCCCGCUGUAAAGAAAUUAUUAAAAAAUGAACUAUGA
This is a messenger RNA of Perca fluviatilis (European perch), 5351 nucleotides long. It is a transcript of the gene lrch4, whose product is annotated as leucine-rich repeats and calponin homology (CH) domain containing 4. The transcript has 18 exons. Gene Ontology annotation, molecular function: protein binding. NCBI's taxonomy places the organism in Eukaryota, Metazoa, Chordata, Actinopteri, Perciformes, Percidae. The record is from RefSeq and is a predicted model, not a curated record. The coding region runs from base 220 to 2340 and encodes 706 amino acids.